Messenger RNA from Paramecium tetraurelia, 252 nucleotides. RefSeq lists its product as uncharacterized. Lineage: Eukaryota; Ciliophora; Oligohymenophorea; Peniculida; Parameciidae. The transcript has 2 exons. The record is from RefSeq and is a predicted model, not a curated record.
AUGCAAUAAGAGAUUUAAGGAGAAGAAAAAAAUUAUGAAGUAAAAAUAUAAAUUGAAUAAAACCAUUCGGAGUUGAUUGAGCAAGUGUUGUCAGUUGAUAAUGAAAGUGGGGUAUUAAAAAUGAAUGCGGAUGGGAAUCAAUUGGUGUUAACCUUUUCAAGCAAGGAUGCUAGCAAAGUGGGGUAAACUGUUAAGCAUACAAUCGAUUAAUUAUUGCUUAUUCUUGAGACAAUAAAUUAUACAAAUAAAUGA